Messenger RNA from Alosa sapidissima (American shad), 4704 nucleotides. RefSeq names its product neural cell adhesion molecule 2-like. Gene Ontology annotation, cellular component: membrane. Gene Ontology annotation, molecular function: protein binding. NCBI's taxonomy places the organism in Eukaryota, Metazoa, Chordata, Actinopteri, Clupeiformes, Clupeidae. The record is from RefSeq and is a predicted model, not a curated record. The transcript has 17 exons. Bases 162 to 2555 code for a protein of 797 amino acids. Gene Ontology annotation, biological process: cell adhesion.
GUUCAGUAGUCAGAGCUAUCGGCAGUUACAGGCACAGGAAGAGCAAGAGAGGGAGAGAGCGCAGAGAAGAAGAGUCAAGGCUUCCUACUCAGCGCACUGAUAUCUCAACUCGCAGUGGUUUCGGAAAGGUGUCCAUCAACCCCUCUCUGCCUGCUGAAAAAAUGAUUCCAAAAAUCGUCCUGUUUGGUUUGCUGGUCUGCGGCAGCCAAGCUGUCUUACAGGUGUCCAUUUCAUUGAACAAGGUUGAGCUUAGUGUCGGAGAGUCCAAAUUCUUCACCUGCACAGUCAUUGGUGAGCCAGAGAGUCUGACCUGGUACAACCCUCAGGGAGAGUCCAUUGUGUCCACCCAAAGGGUGGUCCUAUACACCGAAGGUGUGCGCUCGCGGCUCACUAUCUACAAUGCCAUUGUGGAGGACGCCGGCAUUUAUCGUUGCCAGGCCAAGGACGCCAAGGGUCUGACACAGGAGGCCACAGUGGUGCUGGAGAUCUAUCAGAAGCUGACGUUCCGGUCCGUUCAGACGCCACAGGAGUUCCGGCAGGGCGAGGAUGCCGAGGUGAUCUGCGAUGUCAUCAGCUCGCCGGUUCCAGCGGUGUCCUGGUUCUACAAGAAUAAAGAGAUUCUCUCUGAGCCAAACAACAGGUUCCAAGUGCUAUCUAACAACAACCUUCAGAUCCUGCGCGUGGGCAAGUCGGACGAGGGUGUGUAUCGCUGCGAGGCUCGUGUCGAGGCCAGAGGCGAGAUCGAUUUCAGAGAUAUCGCUGUGGUCGUCAAUGUGCCUCCGGUUCUGUCUGUGCCGCAGCAGUCCUUUAAUGCCACUGCUGAUGCAGACGAGUCGGUCACCUUCACCUGCAUCAGCUCCGGAUCACCUGACCCACAGGUCACCUGGCAUAGGAAGGGCCAGCUGAUCCAGAGCUCGGAGCAGCACGUGCUGGCCACUCUGGAGGGUGGCCGCAGCACGCUGAUGGUGCGGCGCGUGGGCCAGGGCGAUGGCGGGCCUUACACCUGCCGCGCCACCAACAAAGCCGGCAUCCUGGAGAGUCAGCUGGUCCUCAAAGUCUUUGGUGAGAGAACCACAUACUCGUUUAGUGCAGAAGGUCGUGUAGAGGUGCGGGGCCGCCAUGGGAAGUCCAUGCUCACCAUUAACGGUGUGCGCCUGACAGACUUGGGCCGCUUCGACUGCGAGGCAAAGAGUCGUAUCGGAGAACACCAGAAAAGCAUGUACCUGGACAUCGAGUAUGCCCCAAAGUUCCAGAACAACCACACCAUCUUCUAUUCGUGGGAGGGCAACCCUGUGAACAUCAGCUGUGAGGUGAUGUCCAACCCACCGGCCACCAUUCUGUGGCGGCGUGAGCGCUACACCAUUUCCAGCGAGCCAACCGCCAACACACGCGUCCACAGUGGCCCUGGGCGCUCACUCCUAGAGGUCACCCCGAUGUCAGAGAGGGAUUUUGGCCGCUACAACUGCACGGCGCGGAACAACAUUGGUGCACGCUACCAGGAGUUUAUCUUGGCUCAGGCAGAUGUCCCCUCAAACCCGUACUCUGUCCGUCUGACUGCUGUAGCCCAGCGGAUCGCCACGGUGGCCUUCAUGAAGCCCGACUCUCACGGUGGCGUUCCCAUUGGCCACUAUUUGGUCAAUUACAAAGAGCCAGCUCAUCAGGAGUGGAGGUCGGUGAGGUCACAUGGAGUCCAGACCACAGUGGAGCUCACUAACCUGGAGCCCAACACCACCUACGAGGUGCGUGUUGCAGCAGUGAAUGGCAAGGGCCAGGGGGAGUUCAGCCACACAGAGACUUUCCAGACCCUCCCCAUCCGUGAGCCUAGCCCCCCCACGGUGCUCGGUCAGAGAGGGGUGGGGAAGGCGUAUCGGCUGGGACUCACCAAACAGGAUGACGGGGGCAUGCCCAUCGUGGAGUACAUCGUCAAGUACAAACCGGAUAAGGAUGACCAGUGGAUGACCAAGCUGGUCCCUGGCGUGAGCGAGUUUGCCCUGCUCCAGCCCCUGCAGUGGAACACGCGCUAUAGUGUGGAGAUCACCGCACGUAACAUCAAAGGCCUGUCCGAGCCCACCUACUUCACCUUCCUCAUGCCCCAGAAGCCGGACAUCACAGCAGACUCCCUCUUCAGCAGCCUGGGCCUGGGCGCGGUGGUGGGUCUGGGUGUGGCAGCCGUGCUGCUGCUGCUGGUGCUGGUGGACGUCAGCUGCUUCUUCCUGCGCCAGUGUGGCCUGCUCAUGUGCCUCACCCGACGCCUGUGCAGCCGCAAGAGCGCCACCAGCGCCAAGGGCAAGGAGCUGGAGGAGGGCAAGGCUGCGUACCUGGGCGAUGGGUCCAAGGAGCCCAUUGUUGAGAUGAGGACAGAAGAGGAGAGAAUAACAAACGCAGAGGAUGGGAGCCCUAUGAACGAGCCCACUGAGACCACCCCCCUCACUGAGCCAGAGAAACUCCCGUUGAAAGAGGAGAAUGGCAAGGAGGUCCUCAAGCCAGAUACCAUCGAGAUCAAAGUCCAUGGCGAAAACAGCCACCACACAAAUGCCGGCGACAGCAAGGCAUAAUGUGCCCCCCCCCCCCCCCCCCCCCCUCCCGCUUUGAAACUUCACCCCUCCUCAGUAUCUUUUUCCCCAAUCCAAUUACGGAGAUUGACCUAGCCCAGCUGCACUGAGACCAAACCCAAGAAAUCAACAAAUGAACCGAGGAUGAAGGAAGAGUUCAAAGAAGAAAAAAAAUGUGGAACUGAAGGAAAUCCUCUAAGAACAAUGACUUUACUCAAGUGUGGCAGCACUCAUUUGUGAAGAGGAGCAUGUCAACAGAAAUUAUUUCCGUGUGUAUGUGUGUGUGUGUGUGUGUGUGUGUGUGUGUGUGUGCCUGUGUGUGAAAACGUGAGAGACAGGGGACCUGUGAUGGUGAUUCUGUUGAGGCUGAUUGCUGAUGAUUUUGAUUGUGUCCCAGUAAUGUUCUGUUGGCUCUCCCAGUCCCACCCCUCGUGUGUUUGGUGGAGCUACUUUAGUUUGUCCUUAUGCAGUGACCGUGGCUUCUUCAUCUGCUUCAGAACCAACAGUAUUUUUUUUUCUUCACAAUGCUUUAAAGCUUGUUUUUCUUAUGCACUGUAUGUACAUACAGGUCUGGAAUCUGAUUGUGUGUGUGGUGCCAAGAGACUGAGUGAGUUUGUGUGUGUGUGUGUAGGUUGAUGUGUGUAUGUCUACGUGUGCAGACCCAAUCGAGUUUUUGGGAGCAUGUAUAUGUGGACUUUAUAAGACUUUGUGUGAACCUGUUUUGUAUAUAACUUGAAAGACUUUAAAUUGCCCUGGCUUGUACAUAUUAUAUGAAGUAGAGCUCUAGUUACGUUGAAGUCAGUUAAGGAACUGAGGGACCCAGAACAGAUGAUAUUCCGUAUCAAGACACCGUAAUCUACCAAUCAAACUCAUGAAUCAAAAGAUUUAUAUAGUUAUUAUUUAGCAUUCAAAGAUUUAUUUUCACUUACAUAAAUGUAUAAAUAUUUUACCGUGGACCAUACAGGACUAAAAUGAAGUAUUAUUAUAUUUCGAGAUCAAAUAUUAUUCUAGAAAGGUAACCACUCUCCUGAAGAAGGAAAGAGAGAGAGAGAGUACCAGCAAGGUCUUUGCUUUUAUAUCGCACCAGCUUGUACGUAUAACUUUGACCUUAUUUUUCCCCCUCUAUUUGCACCUGAUUGCAUCAUGUGUUUAAAAAAAAAAAAAAAAAAAGAAAAUGCACAAGAAGUUGUAGUAUGUGGUAAUGUGGCGAUAUGAUGUUUUGCUUUGUGAGUAAAAACGACCUUACAAAUUCACCCCUGCACCCCUCCGCCCCACACACCUUCUCUUCAUUCUUUUAAAUGCUCAAAAUACUAAUCACUUUGCCUGGCUGGGGCUGGAGACAACUGAUCCAUUUGUCGUUCAUGUGUGUGAUAAGACGAUGCGCAUUAGUAGUGCUGCAUCUCAAGGAGACGCAGCUGGAAGACCUUGCAUCGCUGCUUCAGUAAGUUGCACGGAAGAAGAAAAAAAUAAACUCGGAUGCUGUACUGUUAAAGGAAGGGAAAGAAAGUUGAAAGCAUCGUAUUGCAGAUUUAGUUUGAAACGCUCUUGUCUGUAUGCUUGUACUUCUGUAGUGUUGUGUAAAUAACUCUGGAAAAAAAAAUUAAAUACAAAACUAAUUGAAGGGAGAGCAAUGUUCCCAAAAGCACUGAGUGAUUCACAAGAAGGAUCAGACUUCUUCAAAGCAAAAGCAAAUUGUGCGCCUCUUUAGGGCUGGGUGAUAUGGACCAAAACUGAUAUCCCGAUAUUUUGGGGCUGAUUGGCGAUAUACGAUAUCGAUACGAUAUUGAUAUUUCAAACAGAAAGAGCGGAGUGCUUCAUAUAGUCACUCAACACAACAAUUAUGACAACACAGACGGUUUUAAUUAUAUUCAUUUCAGACUGCUCUAACAGAAAAAAAGUGCAAAAAAGUAUAAACAAUAACAUAUACCAAUAGGCAUAAAGUUGCUCUGAGGGCUGUGCAAAUAACAAUAUUCGGUCGACCCUGAUUGGCAACACAGGCCUACAGCUUUACAACAAGAAAACAAUAAAGGUAACACAAAACAUAGGCUACUGUUAAAAGCCAAUAUAAUAAACCAAUUGGCAUACUGUGCAAAUAAGAAAAAAGUAGGCUACACAGCACAUACCUGUUUGUAAAUAUUUACAGUUUUUCUCA